Nothobranchius furzeri (turquoise killifish) is the source of this 5470-nucleotide messenger RNA. It is a transcript of the gene pip5k1ca, whose product is annotated as phosphatidylinositol-4-phosphate 5-kinase, type I, gamma a. The record is from RefSeq and is a predicted model, not a curated record. Lineage: Eukaryota; Metazoa; Chordata; Actinopteri; Cyprinodontiformes; Nothobranchiidae. Gene Ontology annotation, biological process: phosphatidylinositol phosphate biosynthetic process. Gene Ontology annotation, molecular function: 1-phosphatidylinositol-4-phosphate 5-kinase activity. Gene Ontology annotation, cellular component: plasma membrane.
AAUUCCAAAAAACGCCAGCAGCAGCAGCUCUGUCUGUGUGAAUGGCAGCAAGGGCAGGAGGAGCGGAGAGCACAGGAGCGUACUCGCUGCUGCCUUCCUUUCUCGAGGAAACACCGCACUGAUGAAGGGAAGGGACCUCAGCUAAGAACUACCACACAUUCCUUCAUUUGACACGUUCAACAGCAUCUCUCUCGUUCCUUCUGCUGGGACUUCACCCUCACGGUGGGUCAUUCAAUCGGGGGGACUUGCCUGUCUUUCCUCCGGAAAGCUGAAUGGAAGCCGAGGGAGCUGUCGGGCUGUCGGAGGCCAGGGAAGGUAGCCCGCUGUCCGGGGCCGCAGCAUCCGAUGAUGCGGAGACGGUUGUGGGGGUUGGCUACGGGAUGGACGCAGCGGACAUGGAUGCACCUGCUAAGAAAGCCUUUAUCUCAGAGUUGCCCUCGUCUUCAAGCCAGAUUGGUCAGGGGAAGAAGAUCGGACACAGAGGAGUGGACGCAUCAGGAGAAACUACUUACAAAAAGACCACAUCAUCAGCCUUGAAAGGUGCCAUCCAGCUGGGAAUUGGCUACACAGUGGGCAACCUGAGCUCCAAGCCUGAGAGGGAUGUACUGAUGCAGGACUUCUAUGUGGUGGAAAGCAUAUUUUUCCCCAGUGAGGGGAGCAACCUCACUCCAGCCCAUCAUUUCCCAGACUUCCGCUUUAAAACAUACGCUCCUGUGGCCUUCCGCUACUUCAGAGAACUGUUCGGCAUCAGGCCGGACGACUACCUGUACUCCCUCUGUAACGAGCCUCUGAUCGAGCUGUCCAACCCUGGAGCGAGCGGUUCCGUCUUCUACCUUACAAAAGAUGAUGAGUUCAUCAUCAAGACUGUGAUGCACAAGGAGGCUGAGUUCUUACAGAAACUUCUGCCCGGAUACUACAUGAACCUGAAUCAGAACCCUCGCACGUUGCUACCAAAGUUUUUCGGCCUCUACUGUGUCCAGUCGGGUGGGAAGAACAUCCGGGUGGUUGUGAUGAACAAUGUCCUUCCGCGUGUGGUUCGUAUGCACCUCAAAUAUGACCUGAAGGGUUCCACCUACAAGAGGCGAGCAUCCAAGAAGGAGAGGGAGAAAGCCAGGCCUACUUUCAAAGAUCUGGACUUCAUGCAGGACCUGCAGGAUGGACUGAUGCUGGACCAGGACACCUACAAUGCGAUGGUGAAGACCCUACAGAGGGACUGCCUGGUGCUGGAAAGCUUUAAGAUUAUGGACUACAGCCUGCUGCUCGGGGUGCACAACAUUGACCAGGCAGAGAGGGAGAGGCAGAUGGAGGGCUCGCAGAGUGACAGUGAUGAGAAGAGGCCCGUCGCCCAGCAGAAGGCCCUGUACUCCACCGCCAUGGAGUCCAUCCAGGGGGGCGCCGCCUGCGGAGGAUCGAUCGACACUGACGACACGAUGGGUGGCAUUCCAGCUCUUAACGGAAGAGGAGAACGACUUCUCCUCUACAUCGGAAUCAUUGAUAUCUUACAGUCUUACCGGUUAAUCAAGAAACUAGAGCACACGUGGAAGGCUUUGGUUCACGACGGGGACACCGUGUCCGUCCACCGGCCAGGUUUCUAUGCUGAUCGGUUCUACAAGUUCAUGAGCAGCACGGUUUUCAAGAAGAGCUCCUCUUUGAAGUCCUCUCCAUCGAAGAAGGGUCGAGUCUCUCUGUCGGUGCCUAAAUGUUCUGGUCCUGGUGCAGCCUGGUCUGCCAGCCAGCUUCCUUGUGAGAGAGACGAGAACAUCUACGACCUGAGAGGGGCCCGCAGCUUCCCCACCCUGGAGGAUGAAGGACGACCAGAUCUUCCAUGUACUCCUCCAUCGUUUGAGGAGGCAACAACAGCAUCAAUUGCCACCACUCUGUCUUCUACAACCUCUCUGUCCAUCCCUGAAAGAUCUCCGUCUGACACCGCUGACCACCCGCGCUACAGGAGGCACACCCAGUCUCUCAGCCAUGACGGGAGGACCCAGGAGGAGCUGCGUGUACGUGAGGAGGACCAUCAGACCAUUACGGUGGAAGUGGAGUUGAAGAGACACGACAGUGAGGCAACCAUCUCUGUUCCACAAACCUCCCCUGAAGCCAGUGAGGUUCAGGAAGCAGCGUGUCCAAAGGAAGCAGCACCGUCCGACUCGUUAUCAGCUCCUGAGGCGACCUCUUCCUCCUCGUCUGCUCCAGCUGCUCCCGCCUCACCGGGGCCAGCUGAAGAAGGGCCCUCCAGUCCAAAGGUGGCGAUGAUGGAGGCAGACAGGGCCAGUCAGGUGUCUGGCUCAGGGUGCACCAGCCAGGCUUCAGUGGAUGAUGAGGAUGAUGUGCCAAUCACAGAUGUCUACUUUCCUCCAGAGGACAGGACCUGGGUGUACUCUCCGCUACACUAUGGCUCAGAGUCUAAGGCCCUGCCAGAUGGGGAAUGGGAAAGAGAGACAUAAACGCUGUUUUGUGGCAGACAGGAGUGCACGUCUCGGCAGAGGACACUCAUCAGGCUGAAGUCCGGACCUCAGUGGCAGCAGCUCGAUCUCUUGUGUUUACCGGAGAGGAAAAAGUGACCCGAACACCUGAAACAAACCUAUUAGUGAUAAAAUCACUGGUUUCCAACAGACCCUGGCUACCAUCCUCGUCAGAUAGAACUUACUGUAUCAAUAUAAGGAUUAUGUAUGUAUAUGUGACAUGUGGUGUGUAAAAGGCAGUAUAGUAUUACGUGUUUGAGAUCCAUGAAACACCAUGAUUGUGUUGUAUGUUCUGUUUCACACUAAACAAAACCCUCUGACUGGUUUUCUCACUGAAUCUGCCGAGUCGCUCAUGUCGCUGUGAUGUGAGUGGAGAAGCUGCUUCUGAUGAGUCUUUUAUUUAAAUUCAUAUUCGCUACAUCAUCUGGUACUUAACGUAUUUAAUGGCUGGAGAUCUUUUUCUGUCAAAAAGAAAGUCACGUGUAAAAAACAAAAAGGGUAUUUGUGCUCCUUAAAACCUGCAUUGUUUACAAGUACCAGAGGUUUGGUAUAGCCCCUGCAUUUAGAGCAAGAUUAGUCAUUUGUUGUGAUUAUAGCACGAGUUCUAGACCCACAUCAGGAGGCGCUGUUGGACCUCAUGGGUUUAUUACACUAAUGGCAUUAGAAGCCCAAUCCAGACUCUGCAGUUAAGUAAGAGAUUUAAAUUAUUUUUUUAUUUUUAUUGAUUAUUAUCAUAAUUUUUUUGUUCUUGUGAAGCGCCUCGUGGUUUUUAUCUUGAGAGGCACUUUAUAAAACAUCCUUCUAAGUAUUUCAAAGUAAUUUAUUUUUUUCCUAAAUGAAUGAGAAAGCAAGUGGCUCUAAAGCAGGAAGUGAAUUUCUCUCCUUCAUCAAAGAUGUAGGGCAUUAUGGUGAAGUGGAAGUGACUCAAACUAAACUCCACCACACGUGUUUAACUGUUAACUGGAAGUUGCAGUUUCUUUGAUCACAUUAUAUAAUUAAGUAGACUAGAUUUUUUUGUUCACACCUGUGCUAACACUGCCUUAACCGCUACUGAAUUAGCUUAUAUCCACUACAUUAGACUGAAUGGAUGUUUUUAAUCAGUGGUGCUUGGAGCAUCGUCCCACAUCACAGCUCAACAGAAGCUGGUAUGUUAACUAACCAGCCAGUUAUGUAAAGAAUUCAGUGAGAAAACCUGGCGGUGUCUAGACAAACACUAAUAAAACCAUCACUGAGCCAAUAACAUCCCACUUCUGCCAUUCACUAAUGUCCAGCAGGAAAAUGUGAGGGAAGGAUUUGAAGUUUAGUGUAAAGUUUAAAAAUUGGCAAAAUAGUUAUUAUUAAAAGCACAUUUUGCCACUUAUUUACUUGAGGUAUUUUCAUCAGCUGUGCUACAAAGACGGGGCUUUUUCUAAAAUGUGUGAUUUUUAAAUCUGAGAAGCUUUUUUGUUGCAACAUGUACCCAAAGAAUUUCUUAUGUUUUGUUCUGAUCAUAUCAGCCUUUUAGGAAUGUCCCAGGGUCCUUAAACGUCACACAUUUGUAAUAGACAUGCAGUGUUAUGAUGACGCGUUUUACUACACGAUGUGCAGAAACAGCUGACUCCUGUCAUCUCAACACUGAAUGUGCAAACGUUGUUAUUACAGGACUGUUUACUCCACUGCAAUGUCUUCCAGUGUUGCCCUGGUGUUUGGACAGAUUCAAAUUUUAAAUGAGAAAAUAAUUGAGGACAUUUUGUGUAUUUAAAUAUCAGGUCCUCAUUCAUGGAGCAGACGGCCCAAACGUUUGUAGUUGUAGACCAUCGCUUGUACUUAUCCGUCCAUAUUGUGGCUGUAAAUUAGAAUCCACACUUUACAUUAUUAUGUUGGUGAAACCCAGCAGUUUGUGGAUGGGCUGAAUGUGUUUUUUGUUUAUUUUUGCACUUAGUUUGGAGAAUCUACAGAAGAACUAGUGAUAGAGGCCAAAUAAACACAUGUAACAUUAAAUGCAGAAGUCAUAUUUUUCACUUGUUAGAUGAAAGUUUCAAGCUCACACAUGAUGUGAUCUAGAUGUUUUAUUCUACGACUGCGUGGGUGUUUGUCAGACACCGUGUGUGUAGAUUUUACGUUUACUGUAGUCUCUCUGUAGUUCACAUCUUUAGGACUUUAAAAGUUCCACUUUUUGAAGCUUCAGAGGGACUUUAUUCGGUGGGUUGGAACGUUUCUACACGUGUUUUUGAGCGUAAGGAACACAGCAGUGUCUGACAUUGUAAAAUAGUUUGUUUUCAUGAUGUGCAGUGGCCAGUUCAGUAAUCAGUUUGCUGUUCAUCAGAUGAAAACCAUGGCAGCAAUAUUUUGUACAGUCUGUUGUCUGAUUUGAUCACGUAGCUGCUUUUUUUUAUUUAAUUUUUUUAUUUUAUUUUCUUUUGCCUCUUUGGAAAAUGUUACAUGUUGGUCGAUUGUUUAUAUUUCUGUUUUCACCUGUGUCGUAUUUAUAUUUCUCCCUUGUUGUUUUGCUGAGAAUAUGUACAUAAAUCUAUAAAUACAUAUAUAAAGAUAUACAAAUAUAUUUUCCAUUUGAAUUGGAGAAUAUUAUUUUUGUUUGGUUUUAUUUUUUGCAGCUGGGCGAGAAAUGAUUGCGUAAUGGCGAUCUACAUGAUUUAUCAUUUUUUGUGUGUCUAUUGAGAUGCAACUGCUGUAUAUUUUGUGGUGUACAAACCACGGCUGUUUUUUUUUUUGUAUGAUAUCCCAAAAACUGAAAGGCUUGUAGGUUUUACUUUACAUGCAAAUUAAUAGGGAUUCUUCCAACUGCUGUGCUGUGUUUGUGUUUUCAGAUCGCUGUGUGCCCUCAGCCAAGAGGGAGCCAGAAACAUAGCAUGAUUUCAAAAUGAAUAUGCAUAUCAGAAAAGUGUAUUUAUGUGCAUCUGUGUACAUUCAUCUAUUUAUACAUGGCAAUAAAUAGAUGGCUGUGUGUGUGUGUGUGUUUGGAUUCAGUCGGAAUAAAAACAAAAAAUAAAGCAGUUCUAUGAAUUGUU